AAAAUAACUUUAUCCAGCAUACGCAUUAAACAAUGUCAACAAAAUCGUGGAAACAGUCCUGCCAAGCAACAAAUGACGUACGCGUUUAAAUUAAAGAUAAUCCAGCUACCUAAAAAACGAACCCAGCUAAUUAAAUGCCACUUUCGGCUAAAUACGUUGCCCAGCAUUUAAAAAAUAACUAAAAGAAAGAUAAGUUUAUAUCUGAUAUAUGUGACCUAUUCGGAAAAAAUGUGGGCGGUUCCGGAUGUGCUCAAGGUCACCACGGAAAAUGUCUUCGUUUGGCUGCUUCUCUUGUUCGCCGAGUCUAAAUAUGGACUAAGAUACCGGAGUUCCGAAACGUGUCAUUUUAAUCUACCUGGACUCGCAAUGACCGACGAACAGUUCAAGACCAUCAAUCGAGUUGUGGAGGAGCUGAACCAUGAAGAGCGCCGGAAACUCGCGUAUCUGUGCGGGGAUCUGGAGCCCGAAGGUUGUGUGGAGGACCUGCGGGGGAAGCUUAGCUCCCUGAUUCACGACGGCCGGGUAGGACCGCUGAUUCUGCUGGAGCUCAUGCUAAGGAUGCGACGCUUUGACAUCAUGAAGAGGAUACUGGGAAGAAACAGGCAGGAGGUGGAAGGGCUGCUGGAAAACGGCUAUGUGGUGUCGGAUUAUAGAUUGCUGAUGGCAGAUCUAAGUGAGAAUAUGGGUAAAGAAGAUGUUCGUUCCCUUAUAUUCCUCUUAAGGGAAGUGCUGCCCAAGGGGAGACAGGAGACUGCUACAUCCUUUUUGGACGUGGUGGUUGAGUUGGAGAAGUUGAACAAGGUCUCCAGUGAGAAGCUGGAGCUCAUCGAACAGUGUCUGAAGAACAUUCACAGAGCGGAUCUUGCCAAAAAGGUCCAGCGGUAUCAGAUGAAAGGUUCAGGGACACAUCAUGUUAAAAUGUCAGGCCCAAGGGUGGAACCCAGCCCGGGAAUCGCCCGUUGCCAGAUGGUACAGAGCUCCACCCUCAAGCUUCAUGCUCCAUGUCUGCAACCAGUCCGAGCUAACGCUCCAGAGAACAUUAAAAUGUCAGUUCCUGAAACAGGAAGACAGUAUUGUCAGGACCCCUUGCAGACCUACCGGAUGCAGGCUGUGCCCCGAGGUGUAUGCGUGAUCAUAGACUGUGUAGGCAAUGACGGCGACAUGCUGGAGCAGGCUUUCGAGCGACUGCACUUCAGCACGAUCCAGCGGAAAUGGCCGAAUGUGGUUGAGAGCAGUUCCUUCCUGAGGAUGGUGUCCGAGAGGCACCGUGAGCUCCAGGAAUCUGAUGCCUUCGUCUGUUGCAUCCUGAGCCGCGGUCAGGGUAAUAACCUCCUGGCCACGGAGGAGAGCGGCCCGGGGCUGAGCCUAGAUGCUGUCCGGCGGCUCUUCUCCGCGGAGGCCUGUCCAGGCCUGGCAGGGAAACCGAAGCUCUUCUUCAUCCAGAGUUACACCGUGAAUGCAGGUGCCCCAGUCUUUCAAUGGCACCAGGAUGAGGACCUGGAAACUGACGGACCCGCUGUCUCCACCCACGUGGAAUCCGUGCCUUCAGAUGCGGACGUCUUCUGGAGCCACUGCAGCACUGAACACCGGCAGCUGGAGGAGGGCACACAUAGCUCUGUGUAUUUCCGCACCUUGUGCGCCGCCCUGCUGAACGGGCAGAAGAGAAAGCGUCACCUUCUAGACAUUCACACAGAAGUCAACUCUGUUAUCUACGACUACAACCGGUACAACACGGAGAAGACCUACAGUCUCAGUCUACGGCAUACACUACGAAAGACUCUCUUCCUAACCUGAAGCAGAUCCGAGCAGCCAUUAGCAAUGUGAACACUAGUCAGUUCCUAAGCUAAUCACAUCCUAAGGUGUGUUCCUAUUAUACUAGAUCAUACUAAACCAAAGAUCCAUGAAGUAUAUUUAACGUGUAGAAAACCGCAUAAUAUUAUCUUUAUUUUUUAUCAUCUUUUAUUAUCUAUGUAGUUAAGAUUCAAGAAGUUUAUUCCUCAUAUGCAGUGCAACAUGCAGUGCAAUAUAUCUUUUAGUCACCGUUUGGCUGUGCAAAAAUAGAAGAAAAAAAAGUAAGAACUAAAGUAGGAGUAAAAAGAAAAUGACAAUAUAUACAUACAAUAUAUAAAUAUAUCAAAUCAAGUAUAUAAUGUAAAACUACAAUCUAAAAUAUAGUGCAAUGGGAAGAUGAUGUACAGACUGAUGAUGUAAAGUUAUUUGGGCAGUAAUGUGAACAUGUGCAGUGAAUUCCAGUACAAACAUACAUAAGCCUACAGAAGGACCACAAUUAGUUUGAAUUGAGAAGCCUUGUGGCCUGGGGGAAAAACGCUUCCUGGGUCUCUCUGUCCUGGACAUUAGGCAACGGAACCGUCUGCCUGAGCUCAGCCUGCGGAACAGACCAUUUGCGGGGUGUAAGGGGUCCUUAAUUAUCUUAGUAUCUCUGGAUGUGCAACAGAGGAGAUCUGACACGACGCUCGGCCGCCCUGAUCACACACUGCAAGGCUUUGCGGUCCUUUAGACAGCAGUUCCCAAACCAUACCGUAAUGUUCAUGGUGAAGAUGCUCUCCACAGCAGCUGAGUAGAAGGUUCUUAGGAUCACUGGAGUCACCCUAAAUCUCCUCAGCUGCCUCAGUUUGUACAGCCGCUUUCUCACACCUGGUGACCAGAUUGCUGACAUGUGAGUGCCAAGUGAGGUCCUCAGUGAGCAGAAGCCCAAGGUAUUUGAUGUUGUGAACCAUCUCCACUGGAACACUGCUCAUCUGGAGGGUUCAGGGUUCUUCUUGCAGUAGUCCGCUAUCAGCUCUUUAGUUUUUCUGACAUUCAGACUGAAGCAGUUGGACCUGCAUCAUACCGACAGGUUCUCCACCUCCCUCAGCCUUAGCAUGGUCACCUCAUAUCUCUUGGGCCAGGGUUGGAGUCUUUGGUCUAUCUCUGUAUGUGCGGAGUUGUGAUGUUUCCUCUGAGUACCCCAGCUUCUCCCCACAGUCCAGAAACAUGCUAAGAUUAAUUACAAUUGCCCAAAAAGUAGUUCUUUAACUUUAUUUAUUGAGUUGAACAUGGGACUUUACAAAAAUGUAUGUGAAUUAGAAAAAGUUAAGUGGAUUAGUAUUUCUGAAUUGCUUGUUGUUGUUGUUGUUGUGUGUGUGUGUCUGCUUUGUUUUUCUCCUUUAUGCCCUGUUCCUCCCAGUAUGGGCUCUGUGGCCCUCUACUGGAUUAGCAGGAAGGCAGUUCUCAGUUGUAUAACUAGCUGGUAACCCCAACUGCAAGACUCUCCCAUUAUGCAAGUGUACAGAAACUUUUUUUCAUGCUUUGUAGAACCACUUGCAAUAGGGAAUACACUUGCAAGAUUGUUUUUGACAAUCUUCAGCCAGCCGGGCAGACCUGCAUUUGGGCCGCUUCUCCCAUUCGUCCUUGCAGAUCCUCUCAAGCUCUCUCGAUUUUGGAUGGACCUCUGAAGGACAUUCAGAGGGUUGUUCUGAAGCCACCGCAGCCUUGUCUCGGCUGUGUGCUUUGGAUCGUUGGCAUGCCGUAAGGUGAUCCAAUGCCCGAGCCCAAGCUCGUGUUCGCUCUUCAGCAUGGAUUCUUCACUGACCUCUCUGUAUUUGUCUUCAUCAUUCUCUCAAUCCACAUCAGUCCCUUCCACUGCGAAGUAUCUCAGGAGCAUGAUGUUGCCACCACCAUGCUUCAUUGUAAAGAUGUAUUAGCCAGGUUAUGGGAGGUACCUGGGUCUCACCACACAUCAUCUUCAGACCAGAUAAUCUAGGAAUCCAUUAGUGAUAUAUGGUCAACUGCACAUACUUAGGAAUGGAGACCUGUUUAAUGGAGUGCUGUAGAUGGGUUUGUCCUUCCAAAAGUUUUCCCCAUCUUUUAACAGGAAUUCUGAUGUUCCAUUAAUGAGUCAGUUGGGCUCUUCUUCCCAUUACCCAGUUUAACAUUCAUGGCAAUGUCACACAAGAAAUGGCAGAAAGAAAAAUGAUUGGUUCAGAGAGAUAACCAAUCAGAUUAUACAGGAAGUGGGUUCAACCAAUCAGAUGUCUUAUUCCCACCUGCUCUACAAUCUGAUUGGUUAUCUCUUUGAACCAAUCAUUUUUCCUUCUGCCCUCAGAACAUUUUUGUGUAAGUAAAACUCCCAUGAGCCAAUUUAACCAGCUUUAUUCUUCGUUCCAAAUGUCUUCCCUUUGACAGUGAUGGAGGUUAUUACGCUCCUGGGAACCUUUAAAACGUUGGUCAUUUUUUUCCACCCAGAUCAAUACAUAUCAGUGGUCUGCAGACGGUUCCUUCUUCAUGGCUUAGUUUUUACCCUAUCAUGACCCAGGAACCAAGGGACCUUAUUAAGAGAGGUGUGCUAUUAUAAAUCAUGUCCAGUCAAGUGAAUUUACUACAAGGUGAAGAUGUUUAGAAAGAAGCAGGAUGCAUCCAAGCUCAGUUUGGAGUGUCAUAGUAAAGGGUCUGAAUACAUAUGUAAAUGUGAGGUUUCAGGUUUUUUAUUUUUAAUGCAUUUGUAAAUAAAAUCCUGAACACGUGUUUUCACUGUCA
Messenger RNA from Brienomyrus brachyistius, 4536 nucleotides. RefSeq names its product CASP8 and FADD-like apoptosis regulator. The transcript is spliced from 10 exons. NCBI's taxonomy places the organism in Eukaryota, Metazoa, Chordata, Actinopteri, Osteoglossiformes, Mormyridae. The record is from RefSeq and is a predicted model, not a curated record. Gene Ontology annotation, biological process: negative regulation of extrinsic apoptotic signaling pathway via death domain receptors; proteolysis. The coding region runs from base 229 to 1794 and encodes 521 amino acids. Gene Ontology annotation, molecular function: cysteine-type endopeptidase activity; protein binding.